Salvia hispanica is the source of this 678-nucleotide messenger RNA. Lineage: Eukaryota; Viridiplantae; Streptophyta; Magnoliopsida; Lamiales; Lamiaceae. The record is from RefSeq and is a predicted model, not a curated record.
AUGGCAGUUUCUUCGCUUUUCCGCCUCCUUUUCUUUGUCUUCAUCAUAACAUUUGUCGAUGGCAAAUGCCGCGAUGAUCAAAAAACAUUGUUACUUGAGCUCAAGAGCGAAUUAGUAUUCGACUCUUCCAUUUCGAAGCGUUUGGUGAAGUGGAAUGAGACAGAUGAUUGUUGCAAAUGGAGAGGCGUGGGAUGUGAUGACUCUGGCCGCGUUAUCAGUUUGGAGCUCCAAGGUGAGGGCAUCUCAGGCAGAAUCGGUGAGUCAUCAAGCCUCUUCCGGUUGACAUACUUGUCGAAGCUUGACCUCUCAGGCAACUUUGCCACAAGUGAGAUUCCUAACCAAUUCCACCGCCUCCCAAAUUUGGCAUCCCUUGGUUUGUCAAGUUCAGGUUUCGUGGGACCAAUUCCAUCCACGUUGGCUAACCUAACUCAGCUAGUUGAACUCCACUUAUCAAACAACUUCCUAACUGGUUCAAUUCCUUCAUUUCAUAACUGCAAGAAUCUUGAAUCCAUAUACUUUAGUGAUAAUAAACUAAAGGGCUCACUUUCUCACUUGCAUUUUCAAGGUCUUAAAAACCUCUCUGUUUUGGAUUUAAGCCAAAAUGCAUUGAAUGGAACCAUCCCUCACCAUCUUUUUACCCUGCCUUCAAUUUCUUAUCUUUUUCUAAGUUACAGCUAA